AUGCAUCGACUUUUUGCUGAGCUGGAGCCAUCUGUAACCGUCACCGAGCAAAACCUGGCAGACCGAGUUCGGUAUAUCUUGCGCUCAAAUACAUUUGAUGUCACCGAACUCGAACGGCUACGACGUGAGGCUGUUCCUUCAUCGGAUGAAAAUGCUACGGCUGAGGAUGCGGCGCCACAACUUGCAGAGCAACCGGCAAACGUGGAUGCCGUCGUGAAUACCCCAGUUUUGGUUGAUUCAAACGAUGAUGGAACAGUCGCCCAGGAACUGGAACUGGAGCAAAUGAGGAGUACAUUGGAUGAGGCGAUUUUGGAAACGCGCAGUACGCCUCUCGAAAAUCGACCGCCACUUCCCCGCAUAGCCCUCAGCAAGCGGAAUUGGGCUACCGUGAGGGCUCUGAACCCAAUGCUGGUAACCUAUUUGGAACCCAGCCGGGACUUUUGCGAGACGGACUCAAUUCUCUUUGGCGCCGCACUGGCAGUCUGCCGUAUUAUUGGUGCCAAACUUUCCACGGCUGGACGCACUACUGGACAAAGUAGUGCUAUCCUAGCCUGGAGAACAAGAAUUGAAGAACGUAUCGCAAAGGCCAUGGCCCUCAUCGGCAGACUGAUAUGCUUCAGGUCAGGCAAUACCAGGCCAAGGAUUGUGCGCACCGUCAGGAUGGCGUUUUCUGGGACAAAUGUUAGUUUGUCCCAGCCGGAUAUAAUGCUAAAACUGAGGGAGCGCAUAGACGACCUGAAGCAGAGAAUCGCUGCAUGGGGAAAGUGGAUUCGGCGAUAUACCGAGAGGUUGACACGGUUCAACCAGAAUCCACUCUUCCAGAGUGAUCAGAAGAGGCUCUAUAAAUCAUUGGAGCGACCAAUGGUAAGUGGAACGGGCCCAGUACCGAAUCUGACCGACACGGUCGCAUUCCGGCGCAGCCUGUGGUCAGAGCCCGUAAACCACAAUGAGGGCCCUUGGACGGAAGUUGUGGCGAGUCAGUGUGCGGGUAUUACGCCCAUGGACCCCGUCAUCAUAACGCCGGAUGACGUAGCUGAGGCGGUCCGUAGGGCUCCGAACUGGAAAAGUCUGGGGCUUGACGGGCUGCAUCACUACUGGCUGAAGGGGUUCAUAGUGUGUUAUGCUGUGCUCGCUCGACAGUUUCAAGAGGCUCUCAACCAGAAGUCGCUCCCGAGCCUCUUCACUACUGUGAUCACUCAUUUGGUUCCUAAAGAUCAGGGUGCCACAGACCCGAGCAAAUACCGCCCCAUCACCAAAAGCAUCACAACAGGAUUGCCAGUAGAAUCAACAUCUGUUUUAAAUUUACAACUGCUACCUGAUAAAUCACAACUCAGAAUCCUGGAACCAACAACCAGUCAACCGCGAUGUAGCGAUGUACCGCGAAGUAGUACGAGUAGAAGCGAUUCAUUUGAGUUGGGGCGGGACAACAUAUCACUGAAUAAGGACAACGUAUUAGAACCCAAUACCCUUAAUUGA
This is a messenger RNA of Parnassius apollo (apollo), 1476 nucleotides long. The record is from the annotation of a GenBank genome assembly. NCBI's taxonomy places the organism in Eukaryota, Metazoa, Arthropoda, Insecta, Lepidoptera, Papilionidae.